GCGCGUGGAAUAAUUUCCAUUGAGUAUUAUGCGAACUUAUUGCAAAACUUUAGCGAAGAAAUCAACCGAAAACGACCGCAUUUAGCUAAGAAGAAAGUGUGGUUUCAUCAAGACAAUGCACCAGCUCAUUCAUCUGUCAUUGCAAUGGUCAAAAUUAAUGAAUUAAAGUUUUAAUUGCUAUAUCAUGCACCCUAUUGUCCAGAUUCGGCCCCAUCGGAAUAUUUUCUGUUCCCAGACAUGAAAAAAUUGCUCGGUGGUCAAAUAUUCUCCCAACAAAGAACAGGCGAUGUCGACAGUUAAUGGAUGGACGAUUCUUAUUAUAAAAAUGGUAUCGAACUUAUUGAACAUCGCUGGAAAAAGUGUAUGGAGCUAAAAGGUGAUUUUUUUCCAAAAUUUUUGUGUUUUCUUUGUGGGAACUGGUACUUCUGGGACCAAUCUUGUAUAGAACUGGAAAACUGCACUUGUAGACCAUCAUUUGUAUUAUCUGCCGGUUUUAAUAUGUGAAAAAUUUCUUCGCUUCAAUAUAAACCUGUCGCAACUAGUUAAAACUAGUUUGUAGUUCUAUAAAGUGUACCCGGUUCCCACUCGGGAGCGGAUUAUAUUACAGAUCAAGGGAAAAAUUUUAACAAACGCAGCCUGAGGAAGUUUAGAUCCAGUACAACAGGACCUAUUUGAAAAUAUAGAAGUGAAAAACUGAAGUAAAUUUUGUGAAAUUUACCCGAUUAAGUGACACUCUUUAUAGUCUUCAACAAAUUGUGCGCAUUUUUCUUUCAACAAGAUUUAGUAUAUCUUUUCAAAUAAGAGAUGGGGGAGAGUGGGAAUUCCGUUAUGAAAAAAUGCCUGUAAGUCCGGUUCUGCUUAUCCGAUUUUCAUAAACUUAAUAUUGUUUGAAACAUAUUUUAUCAAGCAAUAGAUAAUAUAUAAAUUCUAAACAAUUUAGUUAAUAAUGUCGGCGCUACAGGGCGUUGUUUCAUAAAUCAUAAAAGUUUAAGUAGAUUUUUUAAAAGUGAACCAAAUGUUUUUUCUUUCCCGAGAUAUCUUAAGAAUUGUGUAAACUAAACUUUGUAAACCAAAAAAUUUAUUCUGAAUGGAAAGUUCUUCCACUUGAUAAUGUUAUUAUUGCCGCUAGAUGGCGUUAUCUAAAUGUAAGGUUAGUAUUACUAACAACGAGAAUUAAAACAAAACAAACCAUGUAACAAAUCUAACGAUACCUGUUGGAUGCCAACGAUCCGCCAUCGGGGUCAUUGGUCUGUAAAUGUGUGACUCCGGGUGCGGUCAAAUAAUUUCGGACAUUUUCGUUCAAAUGAGACAGUUAAUAGAGAAAUUAUAUUCUGCCACUUCUUUUAAAAGACAAACAUACCCUGACAGGUAGAUUUGUUUGGCCACCAAGAUCACCAGACCUAACAAAGUGAACAUUGGAAACAUUGCUACAAUUAGUCUUUUCGUUGUUAUACAUUCGCGCUUUUUUCUCCUACGUAACGAUACGAAAUUUUCUUUUUAACGAAUACGCGUCGCUAACCGUUCCGAAAAUAAUGCCCCAUCUUUAGAUUGUAGCAGGGCGCGCAAAGGAAAAGAGGGUUGAAAAGUGUUGCGCGCGCAAUUACAUACCGUAGUCAUGGCUGCCUCGAUAUGGCACGCACUGAAUUUCUCUAUCGCACGCUCUUAUUCAUUUUGAAGAAUUCCGAUGAAUUUUUAAUGUUGCAAGAAAACGUCACUUAAUAGAGAAAGUUCAUCAAGCGGAAAAUACAAAAAAUCGCGUUGUGUUUAGUGAAAAAUUUGAGCAUGUUUAUAGUGGCAUUCGGUGAUCGGUUUUUCAUUAAUAAUAAUAAUGAUUAGAAGUUUAAUUUAAUUUUUUAAAUAUGAAAGUGCGGUUUUCAAUAUAAUAAAUAUUUUCAACGUCCUUAUGUCCAGGGUGCCAAAAAGGGAAUUUAGAAUAGAUUUCAAAUUUCGACCAAAUUUCGACCAAUUUAUCCGUAUUGUUUAUGUUAAUUGUUGACUGAUGAAGGAUCUGAGAUUUAUCGAUAGGUAUUUUUGAUAAUAGCUCAUAUUUGAAAUUAAAAAAAAAAACGUUACUUUGAACCAAAAUUCGAUUUUCAUAUUGUUGUAGUACGUUGACAAUAAUUAAAAAAUGUCGAAAUCUGCACGAAUUCUAAUAAAAGUGUAUUAAAAAGUGUGCGAAAUUCAAAUGAGGAUAUUGUUUAACAAAUAAAACGAAGUGUUUCGAUGGUAACCGUACAAUAUUCCACCCCGAUGGAUAUUUUCAACCACCUACAUUGUUGAAUGGAAACGUACACCAUGUGAACGCACUUACACUCGCACAGAAUGUGACUAAUGAAAAAAUAUGAGUAGUUAUGCUAUCGUGUGUGUCAAAUAAAAUAGAAACAUUACUAAAUAUCGAUAACAAACCAAUGUCAGCACUGAGCGUUUAGUGAAAAAUAAAUAUGGAAGUUCUCUGAUUAUAUAAUGCUGACAUUAUUAUUUUUGUUAUGGUCCCUGAUACGCGGUUUGAAGAAAUCUACUCAGACGUCGUCGCAAUCACCACAACAAUCCAGCACUACCCCCAUAGAGGAUCCAACUCCUACGCCGAGUCCGGAUCCCACGUGUUCGCCCUCUCCAGAACCGGAAUUCGUUAGCGAAAUGUCAUCCCGAAGGAUAUCUUCGGAUAAUUACCGGUCGAGGUAUUUGCCAUUCUCUCGCGACUCCUCCAUAGACGUCGGUAACGAAAGCCGACCGUCGGUUACCAGCAUUUCAUCGUUUUCGACGUCAUCACGGAUCAUCGGUCAAAGAUCCGUGGACUCUCGAACAAGUAUAACGAGUUUAUGGUCUUCGGAUAUGUCUCGACGUGAUUCGGAUGCGAUACCCGAGCACGAGCACGAGAUGGACUCAAGCGGCGAUUCGAGAAGUUCUUUCGCUUCGGCAUCGGAUAGUUCGAGGAGAUAUUCGGAGACUAUGGCGAAGAGAAGAAGAAGCUCCGCUAGAAAUUCGCAGAGGAGGAGUUUUAGGAGAUUUCCUUUGAGCGCUGAUAGGAGGAGAACCACUGGAAGUUUUGACGUUGAAAAUGGCGCCAGUCCCGGUAGAAGUCCAUUGGAUGGAGCCGCAUCCCCAUCAGCUGGUUUGGUUCUUCAAAAUCUUCCUCAAAGAAGGGAGAGUUUCCUGUAUAGAUCUGAUAGCGACUUCGAAAUGUCGCCGAAAUCCAUGUCUAGAAAUUCUUCGAUCGCUAGCGAAAGGUUCAGGGAGACAGAGAACAUAUUGGAAAGAUCUCAUGGGGAAGACUUGAUCGUCACACCAUUUGCACAAAUUCUUGCCAGUUUACGAAGUGUUCGCAACAACUUCCAGUGUCUCACCAACUUACCCCCAAAUAAAUCUAGGCGUUCAUCUGGUGCGGCUAGUGCUAGUACUACACAACCAAAAAAUUUGAAUCCCAAUGAUGAAGCAUACAUGAAACUAGCAAUGGAAACCAUGGAAGAGUUGGAUUGGUGCCUAGAUCAACUGGAAACGAUACAAACUCAUAGAUCUGUCUCCGACAUGGCUUCCUUGAAGUUCAAACGUAUGCUGAAUAAGGAAUUGUCUCAUUUCUCAGAAUCUAGCAAGUCUGGCAAUCAAAUUUCCGAAUACAUAUGUUCCACUUUCCUUGAUAAACAACAGGAACUGGAUAUUCCGUCUCUUCGAGAUGAAGUGCCGGAAUUUCCGAAGCCAACUCAACGCAAGGAACGCGUACGGGGUCCGCACUCAACAAUGUCCCAAAUAUCUGGCGUUAAUCGCAAACCAUUAUGUCAUACGAAUUCUUUUACUGGCGAAAAAUUGCCGUUACAUGGAAUAGAAACUCCGUUCGAAGAAGAACUAGGCAAGUGUUUAAUCAUGAUCGACCAAUGGGGCAUUGAUAUUUUCCGUAUCGGAGAAUUGAGCAACGGCAAGCCUUUAACUUGCGUAGCAUAUACGACUUUUAGCAAUAGAGAUCUUCUCAAAACGAUGAACAUCCCACCGAAAACUUUUAUUACUUUUAUGAUGACUUUAGAAGAUCACUAUGUGAAAGAGAAUCCGUUCCACAACUCGUUGCACGCGGCUGAUGUAGCACAGGGUACGCACGUUCUUCUCAAUACGCCCGCACUGGAAUCGGUUUUUACGCCGCUCGAAAUAACAGCAGCGUUGUUUGCAGCUUGCAUCCACGACGUAGACCAUCCCGGACUAACGAAUCAAUUUUUAAUAAACUCCAGUUCUGAAUUAGCUCUUAUGUACAAUGACGAAAGCGUACUAGAGAAUCAUCACUUAGCUGUAGCCUUUAAAUUACUUUCCAAUGAUGGUUGCGACAUUUUUUGUAAUAUGACCAAGAAACAGAGGCAGACUCUCAGGAAAAUGGUCAUAGAUAUGGUCCUUAGCACCGAUAUGUCUAAACAUAUGACUCUUUUAGCAGACCUGAAGACUAUGGUGGAAACGAAAAAAGUAGCCGGCUCGGGGGUACUUCUUUUAGAUAAUUACACAGACAGAAUACAAGUUUUGGAGAAUUUAGUGCACUGUGCUGACCUUAGUAAUCCUACCAAACCUUUAGCUCUUUAUAGACGUUGGGUAGAUCUUCUAAUCGAAGAAUUCUUCCAACAAGGGGACAAAGAAAGAGAAGCCAAAAUGGAUAUCAGUCCGAUGUGCGAUAGGCAUUCGGCAACCAUAGAAAAAUCGCAAGUCGGUUUUAUAGAUUACAUAGUGCAUCCUUUGUGGGAAACUUGGGCGGAUCUUGUACAUCCUGACGCCCAAGAUAUCUUGGAUACUUUAGAAGAGAAUCGUGAUUGGUAUCAGAACGCGAUACCGCCCAGUCCCCCUCCGGAAGAGGCUCCCGAUUCCCAGCGACCAGGCAUCAGAUUUCAAGUUACAGUGGAAGAAGGCGAGGGUGAAUCUGAGGAAGGUCCGAUGUGACGGAAACUAGGGGGUCUCUGUAGAAAGCUCACUGAAAAAGUGCAGCAAUGGUGGCGUAUCAGACAGUAAGCGCAAGCGCAGGCGCACGCGCGCUGACUGAUGAACGUUACACCGCGCAGGCGCGGGGUUUAUUGUGUUUUGCAAUAUAUGCUUGACUGAAAUUUUGAAUUUUUCGGGCUGAGAUGCCAGCCUGUUCUUAUAAUAUAUCGCAGAUUUCCUGGGAGUGUACUCUUUUGCGAUUUUAAUUUUGUCGUUUUAGUUUUACCUGUCGAAUUUUGGUAGGAUGAUCGCUUUGUGGCUCAAUCGAUUACAGAAAAUGAUUACUUUUCAAAAGAAUUAAGCCACUAAUUAUUCAUUAAUUUCAAUUUUUUAAUCGAAAACCAUCAAUGUAUCUAGUAUAUUUCUCUCUUUACGUUUUUUUUUUAGUUUGUAUAUUCAUCUCCAAAAAAUCAUACGGAAUGUUUUGUCCAACGUUAUUUUAUUAUUCCCUUCAUACAUUUUAACCAACCUCAUAGUAAAAACAAUUAAUUUUCUAUAUUAUAUCUAACAAAAGUUUAUUCGUCACUGUCAACAUGCCUAUUGUAUCUUAAUUUUAUAUUUCUCCUCAAUGUAUUCAAAUUUUGAUUCUUCUUUUUUCUGAUGUUUGAUAACACAACCUUAGUUUUAUUAUAUUUGAGUUGCCUUUCAAUAUUGAGAUGAAAAGGUUCAACGGUUUGAACCAAUUUAAUCUAUGAAAGAAGAAUGCUGUCAAAAUGUAAAUAUAACCGCUUCGUUUUUUGUAAUUGCAUCAGAAUGAUUUAAAAGCAUUAUAAUAUAGUAGAAUGGUCGAAUUUUUCAUAAUAAAUACAGAUGGUUUUUGAUGAAAUAAAAUUAUUGUACAAAAAUAUAUCAUGUUAGCGAAUAUAUAAAUAAAUUUUAGAAUAGCGUCGACAAAAUUAAAAAAUGAUUUGAUUGUGACGGCAAGCUUAACUGUUUUUCCAAAAGCGAUUUUGUUAUAAAUAGGUAAUUGUCUUUUUUUCUAUUUGUUUUUGUGGAAAAUGUAUAUAUUUAUUUAUACGAUAUUUUGAAUGUAGGAAAGAAUAUUGUUUGUGAUUUUUAUCAAUUUAAAUUAAAACGUAUUCCUAACCAACUGAUUUUUUCAUUUACUAAUCAAUAAGGUUCUAAGUUUUUGAGAUUAAUUAUUUUUAAGAAUCAUCUUUUAGUUGAAAAAAUGAGUAAUUACAAAAUGAUCUAUUUUGUAACUGAAAGUUACAGAAUUGAACAAAGUUAUACAAAUAUGCCAUAUUGAUACCACAGUUUAUUCUAGAACCUGGAAGUGGCUUAAAUCUAUCUGAAAUAAUUUCCUUUGUAUAAAAAUGAAGAGACAUAUUAGCAAUAAAAGAAAAACAAAGUAUACUAUCGCUUGAAAUAGAAAUUAAAAUGCUUUUACACUGUUUUCUUCAAACCGCAUAGAAACCUCGAAUUUUCUGCAAUAUCUAGUUUAUUUUUAAAUAAUUCCAGCAUCUUACUUCAUCCAAAAAAAAAUAUAGACAAGUAAAAUUGAAAUUUCAUCAUAGAUGAUAUGAAAAAGGAAGCAUGGUCUGUAGGAUGAAUCAAAUUGUACAUGUUUGAUAAAAUCAUAGCUCAACUUAUGUUGUCAGUUCUUCAUUUAAACUAAUUGUAAUUAUAUAACAAAUGUAAAUAUCACUGUUAUUGUCUUUUGUGUAGAAACUGAACUGUAAAGUUCGAUGUAGCCAUAAAGUAGAUAUCCGUUGCCGACAAUAUUUUGGCCUUUCAACAUCAACCCUCAGUGUCACACGCCUUUUAAUUAGAAAGAUACUCUCCCUGCUAACAGAACAUUUUUGUAUAUAUAGUUCAUAUCUUGUAUGUGUAAUACUCAGCCCUACGUAUGUAUAGGUAAUAUAUAUGUCAUGUCAGCUAUGUUACAUAAAGUAAAUGCUCUCUCUCUCAAUUAUAAA
Messenger RNA from Diorhabda sublineata, 6863 nucleotides. RefSeq names its product cAMP-specific 3',5'-cyclic phosphodiesterase. Gene Ontology annotation, cellular component: cytosol; perinuclear region of cytoplasm; nucleus. Gene Ontology annotation, biological process: signal transduction. Gene Ontology annotation, molecular function: 3',5'-cyclic-AMP phosphodiesterase activity. Bases 2464 to 4905 code for a protein of 813 amino acids. Lineage: Eukaryota; Metazoa; Arthropoda; Insecta; Coleoptera; Chrysomelidae. The transcript has 11 exons. The record is from RefSeq and is a predicted model, not a curated record.